AAACAGCAGCCAAGAGAAGCAUCUUAUUUAUAAAAGUGCACUCCAUCCAUGUUUUCACUGAAACAUGCAAGUUGAGACAUUUAGUUGCUAAGCAAGCAUGGCGGAUUCACUAGCGCGGUUGAUGCGGCUCUUGGAUCAGAUGGGGGAGGAUGAAGCAGCACCAGAACCCCGACGCAACCGCAACAACAGGAAUCGUGCUCCUCGCAAUAACAGCGCCCCACCAUCUCACAACUCAUCAUCACCUCCCCAAUUCAACAACAGUGGCACACAGAACAUGACUGGUCUCAUCAACAACGCUGGCUAUGUUGAGGGCAACGGCAACGGAUCCAUCAUCUCUGGUGGUUUUGACUCCUCCACCAAGAAUUACUACUAAUUCUGUGUAUAUGCAUGCAUAUUUAUACAUCUUCAUAGUUUAUAAAAUAACUGGGGUGGUUGCUCUCGCGUGUUUAUGAACGAAUACCUCUAAACACUGCAAGGCUGAUUGUAUGUCAGAUAAUAAUUUACAUGGCCCUAAUAAAUGUCUGAAAUUGAUCGCUCCAGUUACCUGUACCUAUAUUCUUAAUGAUAUAAAUGAUUAUCUAUUACUGCUA
This is a messenger RNA of Vigna umbellata (rice bean), 590 nucleotides long. The record is from RefSeq and is a predicted model, not a curated record. NCBI's taxonomy places the organism in Eukaryota, Viridiplantae, Streptophyta, Magnoliopsida, Fabales, Fabaceae.